Messenger RNA from Manis javanica (Malayan pangolin), 1512 nucleotides. RefSeq names its product R3H domain containing like (gene R3HDML). The record is from RefSeq and is a predicted model, not a curated record. NCBI's taxonomy places the organism in Eukaryota, Metazoa, Chordata, Mammalia, Pholidota, Manidae.
AUGCCCCUGCUGCCAGGCACGGUGGGCCUGGCAGGCCUGCUCUUCUGGGCAGGCCAGACAGUGAACGCCUUGAUGGCAAAUGUCACCCUCGCACUGGCCCAGACACAGGGCACAGCUGAGCAGCCUCUGAGUGCUCUGGGGGUGCCCCGGUACCGGCAGAUGCGCCACAUCUCUGCUCAGGACAUGAAUGCCUUAUUGGAUUAUCACAACCACAUCCAGGCCAGUGUACACCCACCUGCCGCCAACAUGGAAUAUAUGGUCUGGGAUGAGCGGCUGGCCAGGACAGCUGAGGCCUGGGCCGCCCAGUGCAUCUGGGCUCAUGGGCCCUCACAGCUGAUGAGAUAUGUGGGCCAGAACCUCUCCAUCCAUUCUGGCGGGUAUGGCUCAGUGGUAGAUCUCAUGCAGUCUUGGUCUGAGGAGAAGCGGCACUACUUGUUUCCAGAUUCGAGGGAUUGUAACCCGCACUGCCCCUGGCACUGCAGCGGCCCUGUGUGCUCCCACUAUACCCAGAUGGUGUGGGCAUCCUCCAGUCAGCUGGGCUGUGCCAUCCACACCUGCGGCAGCAUCAACGUCUGGGGCGAUACUUGGCACCAGGCAGUAUACCUGGUCUGCAACUAUGCCAUUAAGGGCAACUGGAUUGGAGAGGCUCCUUACAAGAUGGGGAGGCCAUGUUCCGCCUGCCCCCUCAGCUACCAAGGUAGCUGCAAUAGCAACAUGUGCUCCUCUGGGCUCAGAUCCAACAGGCUUCUGCGGUUCUGAAUUUUCCCUGGGCUCGGGUGGGCUACCAGCUGGGCCUGCCCUCCUCCGGGCCCCUUCCCAAAGACCUGGCCAGGGAAUAAUUGUCUUUUUUUUUAAACAACAGGAACUGGGCUCACUCCAUCGAUCUGAAUUUUCCCUCCUGCUUCCAUUUCCUAAAUGCCCAGCAUCUGUCAGAAGAAUACAACCUCCUUCUUUUUCUUCCUUCCUCAGUUACUCCUUUCUUUUCUAGGGCCUUUUUCUGUGGAUCUCUGCCUCGGUAACAGACUCACUUCUCAGAGAGCUAGGCCUGGGAGGAACAAAGGCAGCCGCAGUUUGGGUACUCUUAAGUCUCAAAGCUACAAGGCUUUGUCAUCCAAUGAAAAGUAUUUAUUAAAUCAUCUUUAGCCUGAAGCCCACCUCCAUUCAUCCAGUAACAGACAACCAGCUUCUGGGAGCCUUGGAGGACCUGGGGUUCCUUCCCUGAGUUGGGCGCAUUUCAAGUCCAAGCUUUUAAAAAGUCAUUGACAUUGGCUUGUGGACACCCCACUCCCACUGAGGUUGCUGGAGCCACCACAGGGAACAGGCUCCCCUGUUACAGAUGGGGACACCGAGGCUCAGCCACGGGGUGUGAGCUCCUGAGCACCGGCAGCUUGUCUGCGCCAGCACCCAGGUUGCAGCUCAGGUUCGGACACCCCCUGCAGGCUGUUCAACCCCUCUCUGGGGGGACUGAGUCAAAACCACAGCCAGGGACUCCCUUUCUGGGCCUGUCUUCUC